CCACUCCUGGUUCCGCCUGAACAAAGACCUGCCCCCUUUUUUUCCCCCUCCGUGAGGAUUUCUCCUUCGCUCGUCGUUACUUUUACGUGUAAUCACGAUUACUAAAUCGGAUUACGACAAAUUAUUGUAUUCUAAGUGCUUUUGGUGGUCACACGCGGCGUCCGUAAUGGACUUGGAGUUCAACGAAAGCUGCGUCGAGACCAAAUCGGCCAUACAUUCGUGGCGUUAUCGCCACCAUUUCACGUACAAGGCAGAUCAGGGCAAAAAUAUCAUCGUGCAAUGUAAUCUGUGCCUGCCGAGGGUAAACCUGCUCUCUACGUCCAAGACGUCCACGUCGAACCUAAAGAAGCACCUGGACAGAACCCAUUUAGGAUGCGAAGCCAGGCCAGACGCGAAGCGAGGGAGGAAGAAGGAAGAAUACAAUGGCGAGGAAAGCGGCCAUUGUCAACUCAAGAAGCUCAAAGCAGAAAUCAUGUCCAAAUGCAUGACCCAAGAGAAGAUCGACGACCUUGUCUUUAACUACAUUGUGGAGGACUGUCAGUCAUUUCAAAUCCUGGAGCAGCCCGGCUUUAGGAAGCUGAUAAUGGGCCUGACUGAGGGUCUCCAACCCAUGGACAGGGUGAUCUUAUUCUCUAAAGUGGACCUGAGUUUCUCCAAGAUGCGUGAUGAGCUGAUGGCCAAGCUCGCCUGCGUUCAGUACGUGUGCACCACGGCCGACUUGUGGACCGUCGGCAAAGGAAGAUUCUUCGGCAUGACUUGCCACUGGAUAGACAGCGGCUCGCUGGAGCGCAAGUCGGCCGCGCUGGCCUUCGCCAUGAUGGCGGGCCGGCUCACCUAUGACUCCGUGGCCGAGAGAAUACACGAUAUCCACGUGGCGUACGGUAUCGAGAGCAAAGUUCAAACCACAGUAACUGACAACGCCAGCCCCUUCGUCAACGUGUUCAAAGAGUUCAUGCUGGACGCUACCGAUUGCAACAACGACAUUGGGGUUUUCGAGAACGUCGGCGUCAUGCUAGAAGGUGAGCCGGAGCAGGACAUGUUGCUGUUUUUGCCCACCAUCCAACGGUGCGCGUCACACACCUUAGAGCAGAUAGUCACCGAGGACUUCUGGCGGGCCGUGUCACAGGGACCCAUGUGCCAGCUUUUUUACACCUCCAUGUCCAAAGUUUACUCCAUCUGGAGUAAAUGCCAUCAACUCCAGGUUGGCAUGGAAGUGGCAGAGGAGAUCCGAAAGAUGGCCUUGUUUGUUCCAGCCAUCAUCCGAUGGAACGUGGAGUACUGCGCCCUGCAGAAGAUCGUCUCUCUCACGGAACGGGAGCUGACGGAGCUCUCGGCCCGUUUGGACGUGCCGCGCCUGCAGCCCGAGGAGAUGGACUUUCUCAAAGAAUAUGUUACUGUGUUUCACCCGCUGGCUUUCGCGCUGGAGCUUUUCCAAGCCGAGCAGAAAUGCUACCUAGGCCUGGUCAUCCCGACUGUCCUCAGUCUGAAGAACAAGCUGAGCGAGCACAAGGACUCCUCCAAGUACUUUGGCGACGUGGUGGUCACCAUAGUGAGAGCCAUCGACACGCGCUUCCGGGAGUUGUUUGCCAGCAACGAGGCCCGCUUCGCCACGGCGACCACACCUCAGUUCCGCCUUUGGUGGCUUGCUGCCUCCGAGAGGGAGGACAUGUGCUCUCUGCUAGCCACGGAGGCUUCCCAGGUAGACCCCUGCGACAUGAUCGUGGUGAACACUUCUCAAAACAUUUCCACCAUCAAAUCCGAAGACGACUUCUUCAGUUAUGGCUCACCCAAACUCACCUCUCACAUCCAAGAGCGCGGCGUCACAGAUGAGAUCCGCAAGUACGUUGAUGGAACCGGAAAGAGCUUGGAGUGCCUGCAGGACUUCCCCAGGGUCAAGCAGUUGUUCCUCAAGUACAACACCACCUUGCCGUCCACGGCGCCAAUUCAGAGGCUUUUCAGUGAGAAAGGGAACCUGGCCACCUCGCAAAGGAACUUCCUGACCGAUGACUAUUUUGAGCGCAUUCAGCUGCUUAGAUACAACAUCAAUGUGUGCUCUGUGCUCAACUGUUGAAAAAAUCGGUGUGUUAAAACCGGAACCUCUUCCGACUAUCUUACUCCCUUUGGGACGAUCCUGGCACUGUGGUAGUAGGGAACCUCCAACUGGUGUUUUGUGUUCAUUAAAAGCCAAUUAAUUAUACAGUGGUAUGAAAAAGUAUCUGAACAUUUUGGAAUUUCUCACAUUUCUGCAUAAAAUCACCAUCAAAUGUAAUCUGAUCUUUGAUCUUUAACUAAAACCACCCAAACAUUUAUAGGUUUUCAUAUUUUAAUGAGGAUAGCAUCAAUGUUCCCUCUGUACUGCACAUGUGCAAUAGCGCACUGCUUGCACAUACUCUGCACACAAAAUCUAUGCUGCGCACAAAAAAAAAAAUUUCAACAGAAACGUUAAUUGCGUUGUAACUCGGUGAGUGACAGGUGUCCAGCCAAUGACACGAUAAGGUUCACUUCCGCUAAGUAGCCAAUCAUAACAUUUACAUUGCUUGUGUAUUGCCCAGCCUACACGCGCCAUGCAGGUUAGCAAGCCGACAAAAGUGUGGCGGAACGAACGGGCAGCGACACUUCCACUCACCAAGCCAAAGUAAAAAAUGAAAUGCGGUUCAUUUAAGAUAGAGUGGCUGUCGUAGCAUGUGCAGAUAGACGAACAAGCGGUGAAACUGUGAGAUUUUUUCUUUUUCGAGUGAGAAAGGUCUACUCUGUAAAAUAUGCAGCGAAGCCAAAGUACCAAGUGAGUUUUCAGAGGGAAAAAUGUGGACUGAAUGGAAGUUGGACUACCUCAAGCGUCAUAUUCAGCUGAAAAGUCAUUUGAAAGCUGUUGAAAAUGUGCGAGGACUCAAGAUGGGACAGGGGAUUGGUGCAUUAUUGCGGGAGAAUGCAAAAGACCGACAGAAGAGAAAUGAGCUGUCACACAAAACAAAAUCUGACCCAGAGCAUUCUCAUUGACAGUAUUUUACUUGCCAUCAAAAUGAAUGCAUCAAUGCUGUCAGUUCAACGUAAGCGCAUAAAGUCAAAGCAAAAAGCAGAUGAAGCGAUCAACCCGGACAAAGCGUACAGCCAUUGGAAUAGUGUAAAGGCCAGAGGUGAAAAAUAAGGUACAAUUUAAAUCAGAUUGGUCUGUCUUCUAUUGACAUUUAUUAAGAUUUUUUUAAUUGUGGCUAUUAAUCAUUAAAUGCUGUUACCACUAGAUAAUUUCUGGGCAGUAGAAAUGCUAAUAGGCGUGAUACUGGUGUGUGGCCGCCAUGUACACAUCUGAUGUUGCUCACCGUGAUCCGCAGUGUGCUCAGGGAGCUUGUGUGUUUGCUCAGACACAUGAAAAAUUAGAGGGAACAUUGGAUAGCAUGCAAAUAACGACAGAAGGGGGAAAAUAAGUAAGUGAACCCUCUGCCUAAAAAGAUUUAAAGAGCAAUUGAAACAAAUUUUUACCAAACAUUUAAAGUCAGGUGUGUGCCCAAUCACUGAUGAGUGGUUUAAAGCUGCCCUGCCCACUAUAAGACAAAAAACUGGUUAAAAAAUCUUGAUGAGAAGCAUUGUCUGAUGUGUUUCAUGGCUUGGUCAAAAGAGCUGUCUGCGAUCAAGGAUUGUUGAUCUGUAUAAAACUGGGAAAGGACACAAAAUCAUCUUUAAAGGUCUGGAUGUUUAUCAAUCGACAGUCAGAGAAGUUAUCUACAAAUAGAGUUUGGCACUGUUGCUUCUCUCCCAUAGAGUGGCUGUCCAUCAAAGAUGAUGCCAAGAGUUAAGCGCAGAAUACUCAGAUUAAAAAAUAACCCUAGAGUGUCUGCUAAAGACAAACUUGCACAGUCAAAUAGCUCUGUGCACAAAUCAACUAUACAGUGCCUUGCAAAGUGGAACAACAUUUAUUGGAUAAUUUAAACUUUUUAACAAAUAAAAAACUGAAAAGUGGGGCGUGCAAUAUUAUUCGGCCCCUUUACUUUCAGUAACAGGAACAGCUCACCAACAUCAACACCUCAUCCCCACUGUGAAGCAUGGUGUCGGGAGAAUCAUGAUUUGGGGCUGUUUUGCUUCCUUAGGGCCUGGACAACUUGGAAUCAUUAAUGGAAGAAUGAAUUCAAAAGUUUAUCAGGAUGUUUUUCAGGAAAACCUGAGGCCUUCUGUCAGACAGUUGAAGCUAAAAAGAGCAUGGAUGCUGCAACAAGACAAUGAUCCAAAACACACUAGUAAAUCAACUUCAGAAUGGUUUCAGAAGAACAAAAUACACGUUCUGGAGUGGCCAAAGUCACUCCAGACUUGAACCCCAUUGAGAUGCUGUGGCAUGACCUAAAGACGGUGAUUCAUGCCAGACGUCCCAGGAAUCUGACUGAACUACAGCAGUUUUGUAGAGAAGAAUGGGCCAAGAUUAGUCCUGAUCGAUGUGCCAGACUGAUCUGCAGCAACAGGAAGCGUCUGGUUGAAGUUAUUGCUGCCAAAGAGGGUGGGGGGGGGGCACAAAAUAUUAAAUAUCCUCAUUAAAAUAAAAAAAACUAUAAAUGUUUGGGUGGUUUUGGUUACAGGAGACUGUUUUUUCACCUGUAUGGUUUUGACAAAGAUCACAUCAAAUUUGAUGAUUUUAUGCAGAAAUGUGAUAAAUUCCAAUGGGUUCAGAUACUUUUUCAUACCACUGUACCUCAAUUAUUUUAAAAUCCCACAAUAAUGUUUGUCAGACGAUCUACCAAAAAAAAAAAAAAAAAAACAAUCUCUGCUUUCUUCCCAGGACAUAUAUGAAUAAAGACCGCGUUUCAGAGCAACAGGUGGUUUUUAAAAAGCAUCAAUCACAGUAGGGAGUGGUGAUAAAAAUGAUAUGAAAACGAGAACUGCAUCAAUUGACCUUUCGAAAAAGCUCCGCCCCCUUAGUUACGGUUGCUAAACCAGCAUGCUUCGUGACUCUUAACGACACAGGCCAUUGCAGGCAGACGUACAUUAUACUGGCAUUUUAAACGAUUCAUUUUGGAGUAAUACCAGUGCAAAAUCCUCCAGAUUGAGGCAAAAGAGGUUACGAUAUGCAGCGGAGGGUUAUAUUUGUAACAUACAAAUUGUAGCAAGAUAUAGAGGCCAAAUCAUACAAAUUAAAGUUUCCUUUCUCAAAAUAGUACAGGAAAAAUAAAAUCAAGGCGCUUGUUAGGGCUGCAGCUAUCGAUUAUUUCAGUAGUCGACUAAUCUUAUAACUGGUUAUUUCAAAUAAUCGGAUUAGGAACAUUUAAUGCGUUGCAGAAUAAAUUUUAGAUGUAAAACAUAACGAAGGUUGCCCCUUCAAAAGAGCAUUUAAUGCAAGUACAAAAUUAUCUGGUGUUUCUCCAAACUAUGCAGAAUUGCACUUUCAUUUAAAUAAUGAUAGAUUAAUAAAUUUAAAUCAAUUUAAAUACCUGAGCUUAGCCUUAAUUGGUAUAAAGAAAAAAAAUGAGGAACUAAGUACGAGAACAAUUGUCUAACUUGCAUCCAAAAGUCCGCUAGCUUAAAUGCUAUACUUUUUUUUUUUUUUUUAAACAAUGCUCUUAACAAAUCGUUCACAUAGUCCCACAAAAAAGCUGGAUUCAGCCAUGAUAAAUGAGUUAUUUCAUAUUCACUAGUUGCCAUUACAGGGCAGUUUUUCCACCCAAAUCAAUGAAUUAAAUACAAACACUUUCAAAAGAAACGAUUAAACGAAUACCCGAAGCAGCAACAUAUUUUUCUAACUUUUUGUCUAAUCGAAUUACUCGAGUUAAUCGAUUAAUCGUUGCAGCAUUGAUUAACUUAAAAAGGGGAAGCACCCAUCGGAUUGCAAAUGACAUUAAGCUAACUUUAGCUAAUGAAACAGCUACAUUGUUUAGACUUCGAUAACUAACCCAGCAGAGCAUGGUAGUAAUGUGUUACAUUUACUCAGUUAUAUUUACUUACCUUUUGAGGAAAAAUGUACUUAGAUUUAUCACGCAAUAAUGUUACUUUUACUCGAGUAGAUUUGUGAAGAAGAAACACUACUCUUACUCCGCUAAUUUAGGCUACACUAGUCGUUACAUUUUUCCUAUUUCUACACGGUGACUAUUUUUGCCAGAGAUGGCGACAGAGGUAAUGUUUUUUCUCCACUAGAGGGCACUUAUGCUCUUUGGACAGGUGAUUCCAGUUUUGUUCUGGUCUGAAUUCGAUUAUUUUUGUGUCAUCUUUUUGGCCAGUAUGGUCAUAUAAUAGGUAAUAGUACAAUGAUAACAGUUCAUACAGAUGAAAUUGUGUUGAGAGAAAAAACGUUUUAAAAAAUCAGACAUUGUAAGGAGUUACAAUUAAUUAUUACUUGAGUAUUCUUUUCAGUGAACUUUUUUACUUGUACUUUAGAUUUUUGGAUGACUACUUUUGAGUAUUAUUUAGAAGGAACAGUACUCGAGUAAAAUUUUUGGCUACUCUACCCACCUAUGAACUCCAGCUUUGAUAUCCAUUUUUAUGAAUGUUGCAGCCUCUACUAAAGCAAGCAGGCUAGCUUGGUAGACUCUGGCAUUAGCUUACUCUUACCAUAUAGCACAUGUAUGAGUGCCUGUUUAUUUUUUAGACCUGGGAGUGAGGCCACCCCAAUUUUUAUCCAUCGAAGGCACCAGUCAAGUUGUUUUCGGCUUUGGGAAGAGUACCGCACACCUCCAGAUAAACUCUAAGUACCUCGUGUCAUUCACAUAAGCCAUUGGCACAACGCGUCACCAUUUUGGAUGUCCAGUUGUUCUUUCCAGGCCUUCCGUAAAGUUGUAGAUUUGUUAGCAGUCAGGUCAUGCUUACAGCAACCACCAAAAUAAUCAAUGGGAGAAUGUAGGUUGUCAGAUCACGCCGACCUCACGGUCGGGAGGACAUUUGAUUGGUCAAUGGCCGUUUUGGGGGCGGAAUUUACAAAAGGUCAGUUGCCUUUAUUUUUUGUAAAGCUUAACUUACUGGCUGCCAUUGAAGGUGUGAGGAGUCUAAUCUAUUUUGACUGAAAUGCCUGGCAGCUAUCGUUUGAUUGCUUCCAGACACUCCCAGUAAAAUGGAUUGGACGUCUUUCGCCGUCGUUGGCACUAAAACAUGACUGAGUUAAUGACUAUAAAAUAAAUAAAAUAUAAUCGGACCAGAGCUGUUCUUUGCAAAGGACAAAAAUAGAUGACUGAUCAGUACCGUUACAUUGUGUUCAUGAUCAUUCCUGUUUUUUUUCUACAGCUGUUGAAUGAGAAUUUCAUGUAUGUUUUAUAUAAUACAGUUAUAGAGAAACACAUUUUUGCAUACGUUUUUUUUCCAGUAUUCCCAACAUUAGCAAAAUUGCACGUGACCACACCAACACACUUUUCCAAGUAGCGUUUAUUUCAUAGGCACAAAGUGGGUGAAAGGUGUUUGAGCAUCCUUGUCUUCACAAUCCUCUCGUGCUUCCUCCCUUUUAGAAUCUCUGAUUUAAAAAAGCAGCAAAAAGAGACAAAAGGUCUGCCUCGAUGUCAGUUGAGCGAUAAUUCUGUCAAGAGGUAAGCAUGAGACAUUGUUCCUGACAUGGCUGGCCCAUUUUUCUCUCACUUUGCCUUCCUGGCAAGAUGAUCGGGUCACUGUCUGAGUACCUUAGCGGGCCCGAAGUGACCCAGGUUCUCGCAGGACUGGAGCCAGCGCUGGACAUUGGCGGGGGCUGAGGAGGCAGCGCCGGUGAGCAGAAGACAGCAGUAGCACGCCACGUCAGCCAGGGAGACUUCUCGCCCGACCAGCCAGGGCCCGCGGCCCAGAGUUGAGUUGAGGGCGCGCAGGACGACUGCCCGCUCCUUGGUGCCGCCCUCGGCCAACUGGAAAAAGGCCGCGUCCACCCAGUUAUCCACUAAGGUGGCUGACGCAACGUCGGACGGGUAUGGCGCCAGCAGUUUGAAGAGGAAGCGCGCCACGUUUGCCUCGCCUUCCACGGGGCACAUGUUCUGAACGUUGAACUUCAUCUGCAGUUUGGGGACUGUAAGAAGGAAACAGUAUCAGGUGGUUAUAAUUCACCACUUUGGAUGUGUUCAUUCUACCUACAACUCCUAGCAAAAAGUAUGGAAUCACCAGUCUCGGACGAGCGCUCACUCAGA
Corythoichthys intestinalis (scribbled pipefish) is the source of this 8069-nucleotide messenger RNA. RefSeq lists its product as uncharacterized. The coding region runs from base 167 to 2071 and encodes 634 amino acids. Gene Ontology annotation, molecular function: DNA binding. NCBI's taxonomy places the organism in Eukaryota, Metazoa, Chordata, Actinopteri, Syngnathiformes, Syngnathidae. The transcript has 2 exons. The record is from RefSeq and is a predicted model, not a curated record.